Molecule: messenger RNA, 4229 nt
Organism: Capra hircus (goat)
Lineage: Eukaryota; Metazoa; Chordata; Mammalia; Artiodactyla; Bovidae
Gene: SLFN11
Product: schlafen family member 11
Exons: 5
Coding region: 127-2823 (898 amino acids)
Biological process (GO): defense response to virus
Molecular function (GO): tRNA binding
Source: RefSeq, a predicted model, not a curated record
ACCCUAAACCCUCAUCUUCCACCCCCAGAGAGAGCCGAACACCAGGCCAGCGUGCUCAUUUCUACUCCUGAUCUUGCUGUGCGCCCCGGCCUGUUGUGUAACGUCCAGAGUCUUUGCAGAAUAAACAUGGAGAGACAUUAUUCACGUUUGGUGGUAGAAUCAUCUUACUCAGACUUGGUCAUCAAUGUGGGAAGAGUAACUCUUGGUGAAAGUAACAGAAAAAGGCUGCAGAAAGUUCAGAGAGAGAAAGAGAAGAUGAAAGUGAGCCAGGCUGCAUGUGCUUUAUUAAACUCAGGAGGAGGAGUGAUUCAACUGGAAAUGGCAAACAACGAUGAAAAUCUUGUGGAGAUGGGACUGGAUUUAGAAGAAGCUUUGAGAACACUUAUUCUGUUUUCAAAUCUGCAAGCUUUCUUCGAGACAAAGCAACAAGGGAGUUGUUACUACAUUUUUGUGAAGUCUUGGAGCAGCGACACUUUUCUUGAAAACACUUCUGUUAAGCCCCGCAUUUGUAGCCUGAGUUCUUCGUUAUACUGUAGAUCCGGCACUUCUGUGUUUCUCAUGGAUUCAGGAAAAGCAUUCCAUUUCCUGAAAACCAAGAAAACAAAUGCAAAAAGAACCUCAGGGAAAGAACCUUUUGGUGAAAUUUUCAAGGUUAUACAUCCAGACGUCCGUGACGUGGAUCCUACGUACUGUGUUUUUCAAAAAGACCAUUUUGAACAUGGUGAAGUCAUGCCUUUUCCUGAGUCUCAAUUCAUAGAGUUUAAGCAGUUCGCUACAAAACACAUUGAACAAUAUACGAAAGACACAAUUUUAGAGUAUAUCCCUGCAUUUGCGAACACUGAAGGAGGCUAUCUUGUUAUUGGCGUGGAUGAUAAAAGUAGGAAAGUUCUAGGAUGUGCUAAAGAAAAUGUUGACCGUGACUCUUUGAAAAAGAAAAUAGAAGAAGCAAUACAAAAAUUAUCUUGUGUCCAUUUUUGCCAAUCUCAAUGCCAGAUAGAUUUCACAGUCAAAAUCUUGGAUGUGUUAGCCAAGGGAGAGCUAUAUGGCUAUGCUUGUGUAAUCGGAGUGAAGCGAUUCUGUGGUGCAGUGUUCUCGGGCGUUCCCAGUUCCUGGAUGGUGAAGGGUAACGAUGUUUGCAGCCUGACAACUGAGGAAUGGCUAAGCAUGAUGAUGGAUACAGAUCCAGAUCUUACACAGCUGUGCAAAGACUUUGAAUCUCAGCUGAGUCUGUCUAACAGCCCUCCUCAGAGCAGACCAGUGUACUCCAAGAAAGGUCUGGAACAUAAGAAGGAGCUCCAACAACUCUUAUUUCCAGUGACAUCAGAAGGUCUGAAAUACACCCCUGAAUCUCUCCAGGAGGAACUGUUCUCGCAGAAUGAAGGUUUGAAGGAAUUAAUAACUAGGCAAAUAGACCCAUUCUCCCAGGGAAUUUUAAUCCUUUCUACAAGCUGGGCUGUGGACCUGAACUUGGAAGAGAAGCAAGGAGUUGUCUGUGAUGCUCUGCUGAUAGCGCAGAACAGGCCGCCCAUUCUCUACACCAUCCUCAGGGAGCAAGACGUAGAGGGGCGGUCCUAUUGCACUCGCACCGCCUUCACUCUGAAGCAGAAGCUGGUGAACGUGGGAGGCUACACUGGAAAUCUGUGUAUCACGACCAAGGUCCUCCACCUGAGUCUCAAGAGCAGUGCACAGUCCUCGGCGGGUUCAGGCUCUGUGAUUGAUUACCCCAGUUCCUAUCACCUCGCAGACACUCAGCAAAUGGAAGCUUUGCUGCAGUCCCUUGUGAUCGUCUUGCUUGGCUUCCGGUCUCUCUUGAGUGACCAGCUCGGCUGUGAGGUUUUAAAUCUGCUCACAGCCAAGCAGUAUAAGAUCUUCUCAAAAAACCUCCGCAAGAGCAAAGAGUUGUUUAUCCAUGGCUUACCUGGCUCAGGGAAGACGAUCAUGGCCAUAAACAUCAUGGAGAAGAUCAGGAACACGUUUCACUGUGAGACAAAUGAAAUUCUCUACAUUUGUGAGAACAAGCCUUUGAGGAAUUCUAUCAGGGGCAAAAAUAUCUGCCAGGCAGUGACCCGGAAGAGCUUCAUGAAACAUGACUUUAGUCACAUUCAACACAUCAUCAUCGAUGAAGCUCAGAAUUUCCGCACUGAAGAUGGGGAUUGGUAUAGAAAGGCGAAAACCAUCACUCAGAGAGACGUGGAUUGCCCAAGAAUUCUCUGGAUCUUUCUGGACUACUUUCAGACCAGCCACGUGGAGCGCAUCGGCCUCCCUGUUCUCUCAGCCCAGUAUCCAAGGGAAGAGCUCACCAGAGUGGUACGCAAUGCAGGUCAAAUAGCAGGAUACGUCCAAUAUAUAUUGCAGAAGGUCAGGAAAAAUCCUCCUUGUAACAUCCCCCAUGAGCCCCUGAAGAUGUGUCUUGAAGCUAAAUGGGCUAGGGAUGUGCAGGGAACCUUAAAUCUUAAGAAGAACUUAACUCCGAAUGCAAUAGUGACGCAUGUGGCAGACACAUGCAAGCUUCUCUUUGAAAGGGGCUAUUCUCCCAAGGAUGUUGCUGUGCUUGUGAGCACCACAAAAGAUGUGGAGAAAUACCGGCAGAAGCUCUUGCAAACAAUGAGGGAUAAAGGGAUAGAGUGUCUCACCAAUGAGAGUGACGUGAGGGGUGAUCACAUGGUGUUGGACAGUGUCCGAAGAUUCUCAGGUCUGGAAAGGAGCAUUGUGUUUGGGAUCCAUCCAAGCACCGUGGAGCCGGCUAUCUUAUACAACAUUCUAGUCUGUCUGGCAUCCAGAGCGAAUCAACAGCUACAUAUUCUGUGGCAGCGUGACGUUUAAGAAGAAUUCCAAACCAAAACAGGAUGAGGCGAUUUGCUCUGUCAGUAUCCAUGGGUGGCAAUCUGAUUGGUAUUGGAAGAAACCUGUCUUUUCCAUUCAUGGGUCAGCUAGAGAUUUGGGCAGAGCUGACAUACAGAAUCUGGAACUUCCCUCUCUGGCUCUCUCCUUUCAGGGAUUCCUCCCCAAACUCCUUCUGGCAGCUAUUGUCCCAAACUCUGCCCCUGAUACUUCCAACCAGAAGGAUAGUGGUUUUCUAAAGGAGCUUUAAUCACCCUGCACAGUGCAGACUGUGACCUGCCCUAUGGCUAAAAGCCAUAAAAAUAAUACAUUCGUCCUGUGGCCAUUGUUUCUUCCAAGUCUGGACACUUAUAAUGUAUUAAAAAAAUUUUUGUCCAGGAUCUUUAGUUAAUCUGCAGAAGGGUGGUCUGGUUGGAACUACUUGGCCAAAUUAAAAGCAGAAUUCUUGUUUCCAGAAUUCUUUUUUUUUUUUUUUUUGCAUUACAUUAUAAUUUAUUACCCCAAAGAAACCCUGCAUUUGAAUAGCACUUCUCACUUCUUCUGUCUCUUUCUCUGUCCAUACACAAACAUGAGGUCAUGUGAACACAGAGAGAGAUGGUGGCCACUUCCAAGUCAAGAGAAGAGGCUCCAGGAUGAGACAACUCCUACUGACACCAUGAUCUUCAAUUCUCAGCAUCUAGAACUUUGUGAAAUAAAUUUCUGUUCUUUAAGCCACCCAGUCUGUGGCAUUUUCUUAUUACAUCCUGGGCAGACUAACAUAGCCACAGAAUUAUUCUUCUAACUAAAACACUGAUACUUAAUAGUGUUAGUAUUAGCUGGCUGAGUCAUGUCCAACUCUUUGCAAUCCCAUGGACUAUAGCUCACCAGGCUCCUCUAACCAUGGAAUUCUCCAGGCAAGAAUACUGGAGUGGGUAGCUAUUCCCUUCAGGGGAUCUUUCCGACCCAGGGAUCGAACCCAGGCCUCCCGCAUCACAGGCAGAUUCUUCACCAUCUAAGCCACCAGGGAAGCCCUGCCACUUAAUGACGCUAAUGCAUUUCUUAUUUUCUGUCUAUACAAAACAUUUGAAAAAUGUUUCUGGUCCAAAAGUAACCACAAAAUAUUUGUACAACUAAUGGAAAUUUAAAACAUUACAUGACUAAUAUUCCACUUAUUACUAGUCCUAUACUACUCCCCUUCUCCCAUAUUAUAAGUUACGAAUUUUUCUUUCUCCUGUUUGUGCUCGCACAUGAAAUUCCACCCUCUUGACUUGAGACUGUGGGCUCUUCUAACUUCAGCAAAAUAAGGAAAAAAUGUUCUUUCUUUCUGACUGCAUGAAAUCACCUACAACACUGCACCAAAUAGUUAUCCUUGUAAAUGCUGUUUCUAAUAAAACUGGUUUUGUAAGGUC